Molecule: messenger RNA, 1275 nt
Organism: Ceratosolen solmsi marchali
Lineage: Eukaryota; Metazoa; Arthropoda; Insecta; Hymenoptera; Agaonidae
Product: mucin-2-like
Exons: 4
Coding region: 1-1275 (424 amino acids)
Source: RefSeq, a predicted model, not a curated record
AUGAGAGUACAUUGGAACAAUAAACUCUCCUCGCCCCUCCCCAACGUCACCCAACGUCACCCAUCGUCACCCAACGCCACCCAACGCCACCCAACGCCACCCAACGCCACCCAACGCCACCCAACGCCACCCAACGCCACCCAACGCCACCCAACGCCACCCAACGCCACCCAACGCCACCCAACGCCACCCAACGCCACCCAACGCCACCCAACGCCACCCAACGCCACCCAACGCCACCCAACGCCACCCAACGCCACCCAACGCCACCCAACGCCACCCAACGCCACCCAACGCCACCCAACGCCACCCAACGCCACCCAACGCCACCCAACGCCACCCAACGCCACCCAACGCCACCCAACGCCACCCAACGCCACCCAACGCCACCCAACGCCACCCAACGCCACCCAACGCCACCCAACGCCACCCAACGCCACCCAACGCCACCCAACGCCACCCAACGCCACCCAACGCCACCCAACGCCACCCAACGCCACCCAACGCCACCCAACGCCACCCAACGCCACCCAACGCCACCCAACGCCACCCAACGCCACCCAACGCCACCCAACGCCACCCAACGCCACCCAACGCCACCCAACGCCACCCAACGCCACCCAACGCCACCCAACGCCACCCAACGCCACCCAACGCCACCCAACGCCACCCAACGCCACCCAACGCCACCCAACGCCACCCAACGCCACCCAACGCCACCCAACGCCACCCAACGCCACCCAACGCCACCCAACGCCACCCAACGCCACCCAACGCCACCCAACGCCACCCAACGCCACCCAACGCCACCCAACGCCACCCAACGCCACCCAACGCCACCCAACGCCACCCAACGCCACCCAACGCCACCCAACGCUACCAACUACCCGCCGCCCGCCACCAGCCGCUUGUCGAUCAAAACUGCAAGCUGUGCAACUUUCCAUCCUUUUUUCAUUUUAUAAGAUCACCAACGAGGCCAUCUCAACGAAUCAUUCGAACAUUUCAAGUCAAACGAACGAUGUUAUGCUUGUCAAUUGUUGCAAUAGGAUGGAAGAAGAUGAUGUUAGGAGAUAUAUAGAGACAGGCUCGUCCGCUCUCUCGCUAACCGAUCAGCCGACCUACACGAGAGAUAUCCACACGACGAAGACGGCGACGAUCGCGACCACGACCACGACCACGAACACGACCACGAUCACGACCACGACCACGAUCACGACCACGACCAAGACCAGAACUUACGACCGCUACGACGAAAAGGGCAAAGACGAUCACUAA